AUGGCUUCUCAAGCCUACUCCACGAUUGCUGACCUGGCUUUCGAAGUCCUCUCCUGCGACCGAUCCGCCUCUCAACUCGCCCGGAACAUGUUCCACAACCGCGCAUCUAUCUCCGAAGCCUUCGACUAUUUUGCGGUUCUGUUUCCAACAUCUUUGCUCGCAAUUCUGCAAAGUUCCGUGCCGCCUUCUCCAGAUUCUCUCUUGGCCUGUUCGCUUCCUCUCGACAUUAUCUCCUCUUCUACGUGGAUUGUCUAUCUUCACUUCAUGGAGAAGGAUGGCGAGCUGUUCAUCAACGUCUACUGUGGAUCCGGGACCGCUGACUCUGGCGCGAUCACACGGAUCAAGCAAUACGAAAGUUACUUUGCCGGCCGUGCUAAUGGUGCUCAAAUUCCAACGUGCAUCAAAGACCUGGUUGCAGAAGGUUACGUUCUGAAAGGAACGUCAUGUCUGGCCGCAAGCACGAUUUUCAGUGACGCGGCUGACUUCAACUUCGAGCGAGCACUGAUCCUACUCCUGGAAUCAACAUUCACAACGAAGCUCUGGUUCUUUAAGUCAGCAACCUUUGGAUCAGUCACUCCUUUGUCACUCUGGCCACAAGCAACACUUCCAUAUCGCGGUCUGUGUGGCACGUCGGCAGUUCGGGAAAUUGCCCCGCCAAAAGUUUUCGACGUGCUCAGUGUUAAAGAUGAGAGCACUUACAAAGAGAGGGAGCAGGACAGGAAAGAGAGGCAGAAGGUGUACAGCGCAAAGCAGCAUUCGGUUACGCUUUAUUGCGAAGAAUGUCCUCAAGGAUACAAAACAAAGUAUGAGCACAACAUGAAAAGGCACAAGAAAGUAUGUGGACUUCCCAGAAAGCCUAGGGGAAGGCGCAGGACGAUGAGGCAGAUCGCACUCGACAAGGCUGCAGCAGAAGACAGAGCGGAGUCAGAUCGAGUGGAGUUGGCGUCAGCAAGUCAUGCGGCUUUGUCCGAUGACGAGUGGAUAGGAGAUUAG
Messenger RNA from Alternaria viburni, 993 nucleotides. RefSeq lists its product as uncharacterized. The record is from RefSeq and is a predicted model, not a curated record. The transcript has a single exon. Lineage: Eukaryota; Fungi; Ascomycota; Dothideomycetes; Pleosporales; Pleosporaceae. The coding region runs from base 1 to 993 and encodes 330 amino acids.